This is a messenger RNA of Drosophila montana, 573 nucleotides long. RefSeq names its product nemuri (gene nur). NCBI's taxonomy places the organism in Eukaryota, Metazoa, Arthropoda, Insecta, Diptera, Drosophilidae. The record is from RefSeq and is a predicted model, not a curated record. The transcript has a single exon. The coding region runs from base 29 to 508 and encodes 159 amino acids.
UUCCACAAGCAACACAAUUGGACUGAGCAUGUCAAUCAAGUACGCACUGAUCUUUGCCCUGGCGGCGCUCUGCUGUCUGGUGGCCACCGAAGCAGCAGCUCAGCGUCGCAACGGUCUGGCACGCGCUGCGGUCGUGCAGGCGGACGAAAACAAGACGGCUGAGGUUGAAGGGCGCCAGGCGGAGGACCAGGAACUGGACGAGGAGGUGGAGCAGGAGGAGGAGGGCGAUCAGGACCAAGCUGCUCCAGUCAAGGUGCAGGAAAACGAGCAGCGCACCGUGGCCGCUGACAACAGGCAGAACCCGCUCAGACAGACCGUUGUCCGGUCCAGCAAUGAUGAUGCUCGUGCCAGACGCGUGGUGCGCCGCGGCACUCGCCGUGGUCCUCGCCGCAACAGGAACAGCCGUCGUCGUAGUGGCGGACGUCGUCGUGGCGGUCGCAGGAAUCGCUCUGGCAACCGUCGUCGUAAUAACAUCAGAAGGCGCGGCGGCAGGCCCCUCCGGGGUUAAGCAUUUGACCACAAACGGACUCAUCGAUGCACACACUCACCGAUUAACUUAGGCACACACACACA